UUUAUUUUUAUUUAUUUAUUUAAACUUUAUUGCACACAUAAAGAAAAAUGUACAAAUGGCGAACUUAAUGCCAAAAGGCAUUCUCUACCAGUCAACCAUUGGGUCAAACAGAGACAUUUGUGUAUGUUGGUGCAGGAAAAAAUAGUAUGACUAUCUUUAGUUGGUAAUAGUUAAGUACUUAAUACCUUUUGUAAAGACCAACAGGUUUGAAUUAGUUGCCAAGCGGACCCCAGGCUUCCAUGAGCCGUGGCAAAAUGCCGGGACAACGCGAGGAAGAAGAAGGACCGUUUGUAAAGACCUCCAUAAAUCGCUGAACGAGUAUGUGCUUUAUCGCUAUGAAUAAAACACCCAUUAACUCCUCAUGUAGAUAACUCCUUUGAAGAACAUCGGACGGGUUAUCCACUUUUCUCAUUAGGGGUUAAAAGAGAUAACCAUCAAAUAUACAUAUUUACUUAUUAUUAUCACGCAACCUUAGUUUUGCGAAUCUAUAUUCAUUGAACCCGUGAAGUAAGAUAAACACCAGGACAAGAGAAACACUUGUAGGGAAUCCUUUGAGUCGGACCCCACCUAUAAGGAUAUAAUUGAUUAGGAUCAAAUACUUUAAAUUCUGAUUUUAGUAUAAUAAAUAAUACGUUUUGGAUAAAUCAGCAAUUGGCAAAUCAGGGUUAGUAACUUGCGUGUGGCUCUUUUAUUUUCCCAAAUAAAGUUAGAGAAAGGCUGCUCUUUGAACACCUUAAAUCUUUGUCUCUUUCCUUAAAAGAUUUCCUACUCCUGAAAUUGAUUCAUUCAUGACGUACCUACGUUUUGACAACCCUAUAAAUUAGUCAAAGUUUCCUGCGUUGUAAUUUCGUCACAACAGGCUUGUAUGCAUUACUCACUUACUGUUUACUCUAGUAUAUAAAUACACUAUGGUACAGUAUAACACAAACGACUCGCAAUCAAAAUCACAGUCAACAGUCAACGUCGGCAAGCGGCAGUUGUUAAAACAAUGGUUUUUCGUGUGCUCUUAUUUUUUACCAUAAUCGGGCUAGCGCAAAUAGCGCAAUGCAAAUUGCUAAAUUUGUCGUGUCAGCAAAUUCACCAAUUCGUAGAUGGUCAUAAUUCAAGGCGUCUUGAGGUGGCAAAUGGGAAAAUACACGAGCAACCAAGCGCUGAAAAGAUGAAGUCAGUGAUUUGGGACGAAGAACUAGCCGCCAAGGCUGCGCAUUGGGCUUCCACAAACCCUUCGGGUCAUAACCCUGAUAGAACAGUCGGAUCCGGAAAGUACCAAACGGGCGAAAAUCUCUACUGGUAUAUGACCACAGACAAUUCGUACAAAUUGAACGUGGAUAACGCUCUAAAGUCGUGGUUUGAAGAGUACAAGGAUUAUACCUUCGGACCCAUAAAGGGGUCUGAUUUUACAAGCGGCAAGCAGAUUGGACACUACACGCAGAUGAUAUGGUCCGAUUCAACACACGUCGGUUGCGCUGUGUCACAACAUCACGACGGAAGCUGGAACAAAUUCACAGUUGUCUGCAACUACGGACCAGCUGGCAACUGGAUUGGCGAAGUGCCGUACAGAAAUGGCCAUGGCAGCGGCAAACUCGUGUGCGGCGCUGGCGACUGCUCAAGACAGUACGGAAGCAAAUGCUGAACGCUCAUUGGCUAAAACGACAACGCAAUUCGAUU
This is a messenger RNA of Cydia pomonella (codling moth), 1668 nucleotides long. RefSeq names its product scoloptoxin SSD552-like. The transcript is spliced from 6 exons. Gene Ontology annotation, cellular component: extracellular region. The record is from RefSeq and is a predicted model, not a curated record. Bases 989 to 1633 code for a protein of 214 amino acids. NCBI's taxonomy places the organism in Eukaryota, Metazoa, Arthropoda, Insecta, Lepidoptera, Tortricidae.